This is a messenger RNA of Beta vulgaris subsp. vulgaris (sugar beet), 981 nucleotides long. RefSeq lists its product as uncharacterized. Bases 1 to 981 code for a protein of 326 amino acids. The transcript has a single exon. Lineage: Eukaryota; Viridiplantae; Streptophyta; Magnoliopsida; Caryophyllales; Amaranthaceae. Gene Ontology annotation, molecular function: nucleic acid binding; RNA-DNA hybrid ribonuclease activity. The record is from RefSeq and is a predicted model, not a curated record.
AUGACACCCCCUCUGGUUUCGAAAGUUUUUCGCAUACUAUGGGGUUUGCGCAUCAUGCCUAAAUGGAAAAUUUUCUUAUGGAAGCUGUGGCACAACAGUUUAGCUACGACUGCUAAUCUUGCGGCUCGCGGUAUAUCCAUAUCGGACGACUGUCCAAGCCGUGCUUUGGAAUCUGAAACUUGCCAACAUCUCUUCAGAUUGUGUCCUUUGGCUACUGUGGCUUGGCGAAUAAGCCAGCUGGGUAUCAUCUCCAACUCAGUUUCGUAUGUCUCCUUCCAAGACUGGCUUAUUGCAUGGAUAUUAUACUUUUACAACCUGGAUGGCUACUCUGGGGAACGUUUACCUAAAUUUCUUGCCACAUUAUGGACUAUCUGGCAAUGUCGGAAUAAUUUGGUUUUCAACAAUAUCAACCCUGAUGGUAACAUCCUGCACACCAUGCUGCAACAAGUCAUGCAACAACAUGUAACCUUUCUUGCCAGACCUUUCACAUGUUCUAAGCCUCUGGCAGAAGGUCCGGGGCCACCUGGGUUCCUCAUAGCGCAUUUUGGGUCUUCUUUUUCUGGGGUUCCUCAACUACAUAUCCAAGUGGAUGGGUCUUGGACUAAUAAUUCACCUUUAGCAGGUAUAGCCUGGGUGGCUCAGACUGUUCAUAAUCAGACUCAGGAAGGGCAAGGCAUUUGCAUCCAUGCUGAUUCUGCACUGCUUGCGGAAGCUAUGGCUUGUCUGGAUGCCUUAGUUUGGGCGCAUGGCCAGGCCUACCAACGAGUCGCAGUACAUACCGAUUCUGAGGUCGUUGUCCAAAGCUUACGUAAUCCACGGACACAGCCGAUAGCUAUUACAUGGACACUCAGCGACAUUCGUUCAAUUGGCCAGCAAUUUCACUGGUGUCGGAUCAUGAAGGUCAAUCGCUCGCAUGUCCAGCUUGCACAUGAUCUGGCUAUUCGGGCCAGACGGGGACAACUUUCACUUGUCCCCCUGUAA